CUGGUGCCAAAGCUUUCUAGAAACUACCUGAAGGAAGGGUACAUGGAGAAAACGGGGCCAAAGCAAACAGAGGGGUUCAAGAAACGAUGGUUCACCAUGGAUGACCGACGGCUCAUGUAUUUCAAAGAUCCCCUGGAUGCCUUUGCUAGAGGGGAAGUGUUUAUUGGGAGCAAGGAAAACAGCUACAAGGUCCUGGAAGGGCUCCCGCCGUCCACGCAGGGAAACCACUGGCAGCACGGGAUAACCAUCGUCACCCCAGAUCGGAAAUUCCUCUUUGCCUGCGAGACAGAGGAUGACCAGCUGGAGUGGAUUACGACUUUUCAGAAAGUUAUAAGCCGGCCGAUGCUGCCUCAGGAAUACGCAGUGGAAGCCCAUUUCAAACAUAAACCUUAG
Messenger RNA from Cariama cristata (Red-legged seriema), 393 nucleotides. RefSeq names its product ArfGAP with dual PH domains 1 (gene ADAP1). The record is from RefSeq and is a predicted model, not a curated record. The transcript is spliced from 4 exons. Gene Ontology annotation, cellular component: plasma membrane; intracellular membrane-bounded organelle. The annotation marks the transcript as partial. Gene Ontology annotation, biological process: positive regulation of GTPase activity. Lineage: Eukaryota; Metazoa; Chordata; Aves; Cariamiformes; Cariamidae. Gene Ontology annotation, molecular function: phosphatidylinositol bisphosphate binding; GTPase activator activity.